AUGCCGAUAGAGCUUGUUUAUGAUGUUCUAUAUGAAAUAGCAUCUCACUUUAGAGAAAACAUUCCGAUGUUACGUUCUUUUCUUUUACUCAAUCGAGCUUGGUUUUGGACAAUCGUGCCAUGGCUAUGGAGUGAUCCUUGUGCUUAUAUUCUCGGCGGUCAACGCGUUGCAGAGAAAAGCAGAGCAUUUAUCCUGACUUUUGUUGGAUGUAUAGAAGAUAAGCAACAGCAGGAUUUGUCUUUCAAGUUACUACAUAACGAAGAUUCCUUCAACUCGACUGGUUCAUAUAUAAAUUAUGCUCGCUAUCUGGAGGAAUUAAUGGACGAUUACUUGAUGGCUGUGGUAUCAGAAGCGCUUGGUACUGAUACUUCUAUCGAUAAAGCACACUCAUUGACAGAAGCUCUUUUGCGUCAUUGUUCACUUACAGCCGUUAGAAUCAAGAAACUCACUAUAACCCGAUCUUAUGAAUUCGAAUUGUAUCAUUUGUUUAGAGCCAACCCUUCGCCAAUAACUGUCUUCACGCUUGAUCAUCGCUCUGCUGGAUAUCAUUGGUUGUUAUUACUGUAUGUGAAAGAAGCAUUGACAGAGGUUAUUAUCAUUAAAAGCGGACGAGAACUGGACUGUAUUUUGAACAUGUUGGAAAGUCGGGAGAAUCCAUUACUACAUUUAAUCUUGUUACAACAAAAAUUUGACAUUGUAGAAAAGGAUAUUGUAAAAAGUGUACCACAAAGAUUACCGUAUUUAAACGAAUUUACUAUCUUGCCCGAUCUUACUUCAGACAUUGAAACAUUAGAGAGCCUCCUCGGGGAUCGCAUGGACAUUGUAACUAAAACAGACUAUGGCAUUACAUUCGCCAGAAAAAUGUUGACUUCCGACGCGAAGAAAAGUAUCGAACAUGUUACAAUAGAUGAAGAGACAUUUCCAGACGUAAGUUUUGGGUUCCAACAGUUUUGGUAA
This is a messenger RNA of Paraglomus brasilianum, 957 nucleotides long. Lineage: Eukaryota; Fungi; Glomeromycota; Glomeromycetes; Paraglomerales; Paraglomeraceae. The record is from the annotation of a GenBank genome assembly.